GGUUUCGUUAAGAAGAUAUGUUCCUUUGCAGUUUUCUCGCUCCUGCAGCAUCUUCUCUCCCUUUCCAUAACCAUUACUUACAUGCCUGACCCGCUUGUCACCAUUAGGUUACCAAAGUCUUGGAAGUCAGCCUUUUGGAUCUUGCUAGCUGGCGGUUCCAUUUUCAGUUUGUCUUACCUUCUGUGGAGCAGAUUAUUUUCUGCAAAGAAAAAGGUGGGCGCACAUAUCGAAUCGGACGGAGGCCAGCUGAAGUCGGAUAUGAGUACGUUUCCGAAUCUAGGACGGAAACUUACGGGAAACGUAACACAUUCCCUAAGUUCACAUACCUCUGUAUUCGAAAAGCGUUCUUCUUUCGUGCCUCCCUAUAAUUCUGCAAGUGGCGCACUCCUGGGCCUUGAUUCGGAUCUGGAUGAUACCUCUUCGUCUCCUGUAGAUUUUGGUAGACUCGGUCUACUCGCUCUUGCGGGAGUAGUCGAACACUUGGAAAAUUUGAUGACGAAAAUUCACUUGUUUGAAGCGAACAGUCAGCUUGAUAAGACAAGCGACUCCGGGCAGUUGAUCAAUGAGCUCAGACUUCUUCUCGAACAUGCCUAUCAAUUAAGCGAACAAUACCGACGUAAGCUUAUAUUGGAAAGUCAAGAAAGUCGUACCGGCUCUGUGCAUAAUGACGUGACCUCUGAGGACGAGACUUGUUCGUAUUUCUCUGCACUAGAACAAAUUGAUCUCACUGAAUUGGAAUACCAGAUUUCAAAAAAUCUGCAUCGACCGAUUUAUUGCGAGGCACUGAGAACACUGGAUGAAAGUGGAAUCCCUUACCGAUCCCUCCGAACGGAAUUAGUUGGUUGCGAACGAGACAUGGAGUACCUCGCCAAAUUGCACUGCCUUCGACAAGCCUUCGAUUCAAUUUUUGAUCAACCGGCCCCUACUCAAUGGCUGCGCAUUGCUGGAAAGCUCUCCGGAUUCCGCUUGUUACAUUGCUUGGGCUAUCCAACAACCGAUUUUGACGAGGCAUACGAGCGAUUGCUCGCGUUUGUGCUGUCUCAGAGAUGUCAACCCAAUAGCACCAUCUCCGAGGAACUCGCUAUCAAGGGAGUCAAGGUUGUCAAUUUUUACGACGUUGUCAUCGAUUUGAUGCUUCUGGAUGCUUUUGAAAUACUUUCGAAUCCCCCGAAUUCUGUGCUUACCAUUACGCGCCAUCGCUGGCUUAGUGACAAUUUUAAGCGCGUUUCCCUUGACUCGACAAUCUGGACCAUACUGUUAGCGAAACGAAAGCUCCUCACAUACGCCGAUGGCUUUUACGCUCAUUAUUACACUUUAGUUGGCACAAUCACUCCCGCCCUUGCCUGGGGCUUUCUUGGACCGGACGAGGGUGCUCUCAGGAUGUGCAAUCGAUUCCGCGAAGUUGUCACUGCCUUCUUGCGUGAAGCAUUCACUUUCCGUGAUGACUUCGAAAGGCCAUCUGAUGGCGCCAAUUCGCGCUUAACUUUUACCCCGGCUAAUGAAGUUGAUUGCGUCAAUGAUGACACGGACGAUGAGACUCUGGUCCGAAGAGACGAUUCUCAUGGCUUGGAGUUAAAUGACGCCAAUGAGGUGGACGACGCGGACGACAGCAGUACUAUUGUUUAUCGGGCUGCCUUUCCUUCAGGUUUAUCUGAUCACACGUUGGACGUCCCAGAAAAUAACUUAAUUGGGUUGCGAUACACCACUCUACCUGAGCUUACCCAUGAUUUAUACAGUUUGUUCAUACGAUACAUAAGCCAGCUGUCUAGAAUGUUCCGAGAGGAGGCAAGGUUAACUGGAUCCCCUUUACCUGAGGAGUGGUCGACCAACCCAGAUCCUCCAAGUUUGCACGUAUUUUGAUCCUUCUGUCUAUAUUAUCUGUUUAUGAUCACUUAUUCUUCACUUAAUUUUUCUCUUCUCAACACUACCAUCAUGCUGUGUACAGAGAAAGUGUAUGAUUUUUCCCGCAGUUUUCAAUGGACAUAUUGUUCCAUUCUUCUUAUACCCAUUGGUGAGGACGAAAUAAAGUGGUCUGUCGAAUUUUUUCAACUGUUUUUAACUUUUGUUGUCUUUUUAACUACGUGUGUGAAUUUCAUCCACCGAAUGGGAGAACGUUUUGCAUCGCUGCGCAUAUUUUGUCAUCUAUUUUGAUUUACUUCGGCUUGCUAGUUUCUACUGGCGGUUUUUGCACCUGACGUCUGCCAUUCUACACCAUUUUGUUCUACUGUCCUUUAGUCACCUUUGUACCUACUCAAUGG
Molecule: messenger RNA, 2258 nt
Organism: Dicrocoelium dendriticum
Lineage: Eukaryota; Metazoa; Platyhelminthes; Trematoda; Plagiorchiida; Dicrocoeliidae
Source: the annotation of a GenBank genome assembly